AUGCUGGCUUCUAACAAUUCAUAUGUGGCUCCAAAAUCUUUUAUUCUUAAUGGAAUUCCUGAUCUGGAAAGAGUACAUGUAUGGAUCUCCCUCCCAUUCUGCACAAUGUAUAUCAUCUCCCUUGUGGGAAACCUUGGCCUUGUGUACCUCAUUCAUCAUGAGGAGGCCUUACAUCGUCCAAUGUAUUUUUUUCUGGCCAUGCUCUCCCUCAUUGACCUCUUUACCUGCACCACCACUCUACCCAAUGCACUCUGUAUCUUCUGGUUUAAUCUCAAGGAAAUUAACUUCAAUGCUUGUUUAGUUCAGAUGUUCUUUGUCCAUGGGUUCACAGGUGUGGAGUCUGGUGUGCUCAUGCUCAUGGCUCUGGAUCGCUAUGUGGCCAUUUGCUACCCACUGCGUUAUGCUACCAUACUCACUAACCCUAUCAUUGCCAAAGCUGGGCUUGUCACCUUCUUGAGGGGUGUGUUGCUAAUGAUUCCUUUUCCAUUCUUGGUCAAGCGUUUGCCCUUCUGCCAAAGCAAUAUUAUCUCCCACACAUAUUGUGACCACAUGUCAGUGGUAAAAUUAUCCUGUGCCAGCAUCAAGGUCAAUGUCAUUUAUGGUCUGAUGGUUGCUCUCUUGAUUGGAGUGUUUGACAUCUGCUGUAUAUCUGUGUCUUACACAAUGAUCCUCCGGGCAGUGGUCAGCCUUUCAUCAGCAGAGGCUCAGCAGAAGGCCUUCAGCACCUGCACUUCCCAUCUAUCUGCCAUUAUCAUCACCUAUGUUCCAGCAUUCUUCACUUUCUUUACCCACCGUUUUGGAGAACACACUAUCCCUCCUUCUCUUCACAUCAUUGUGGCUAACCUUUAUCUUCUUCUUCCUCCAACUCUGAACCCCAUUGUUUAUGGAGUAAAGACAAAACAGAUCCGAGACAGUGUCAUAAAGCUCUUCCAGCAUGAAAAAUGUGCAAGGAUCCAGGACAACAGAAAUUAG
Phyllostomus hastatus (greater spear-nosed bat) is the source of this 972-nucleotide messenger RNA. RefSeq names its product olfactory receptor 52N5-like. Gene Ontology annotation, biological process: G protein-coupled receptor signaling pathway. The record is from RefSeq and is a predicted model, not a curated record. Gene Ontology annotation, cellular component: membrane. The coding region runs from base 1 to 972 and encodes 323 amino acids. Gene Ontology annotation, molecular function: olfactory receptor activity; G protein-coupled receptor activity. Lineage: Eukaryota; Metazoa; Chordata; Mammalia; Chiroptera; Phyllostomidae. The transcript has a single exon.